UUUGAGAAAGAAAGAGAGAGAGAGAAAGACGAAGUGGAGAGCUCUCUAAUGGAGGAACCUGGAUACUCCGAUUCAAUAUCUCCCAUCUCCGAACCACCAGAUAUCACGAAUUGGUUUCCCAGUUAUGUCUAUGAAUCGUUACCAUUGUUUUCUUCAAUCAAUGACACUGAAACCGAAGUAGAUGAUGUAGUGAACGAAGUUAAUCUUGGUGUUGUUACUGUCUCCAACAAAGAUCAAAAGCAGGUGAUUUCAGAUAACUCUGAAUCACUCCCUUCUGAACCUCCUGAUCUUGGCAAUUGGUUUUCGAGCUAUGUCUAUGAAUCGCCGUUGCUGGAUACAAGCGAUGGUUUUGAAUUGUCUGUUCCUGGAGAUAAUGUAUGUAUUGUAAAGGAGACCGAAACAGAAAAUGAGAUAACAGAUGUUGAAAGAAAUAAUGUUUGUCCUAGGUCAUUUGAUCAAGAAGAACUUCUCCGUUCUACAAAGAUACUAGACGGCAGAGAUCAUCUGAACGAGAGUACAAAUACAGAAAACCAGUAUCUGAAAAAGGUUACAGAUUUCUCUCAGUCAGAGUCUGUUCUUUCAGAGCCUCCUGAUGUCAGAAACUGGUUUCCAAGCUACGAGUAUCAUUCUCCUCAGCUUUCUGACACUCAUGAACUUGAAUUUUCUUCUCUUGGGAAAGAUGAGUUAAUCGUUGACGAGAGUGACACAGAGAACAAAGAUGGUUUCGGUAUUUUUCGAAAAAUUAAGAGCAAGCAAAAGACUGUUAGUCCUGGCAGCUUAAAUUCAAAUGUCUACAAGGAUGUCAUUGCCACAAAUACGGCCAAGGAAGGCUCCUCAGACAAUUCAUAUUCAGACCAGGGAAUGGAAAAGCAGUUCUCAGUUAGAUUGUUCAAUGCCUCAAAGAGAGAAGUGAAACGAAAAACAAGCUUCAAGCAGGAACCUUUAUGCUGUGAACCAAAAGAAGCAGAGUUUGACCCUGAAGUUUCCCGGUACAACCAUAAAUGUAAAUCACCCUCGAAGAACGAAGCUUCUUUACAUGAGCUGAGACCAAAUCAUAUACAAGAAACCAUUCCCAUGAACUCCAUCAUACAAAAGUCUCCAAAACACCAAGAAUCAGAUGACAAGGAAAAUGUUCAUGGACAAAGCACUGAAACUGGAUUUGUGACGACGAAAAAGGCAAGAUUCAGAGAAGCAAGAGACAAAUCUUCCACGGUGAAACCAAACACAAGAGUUCUGGUGGAAUGUUCGAGAAGUAAAGAUUUAAAGAAUAUCGCUGAAGAGGAAGACAAAGAGGAAAGAAAGAAGAGGAGAAGAGUUUUGGGAGAAAUGUCGAAUCAUCAGCCCUCUAGAGCAGAGGAGAUUGCAGGAAAAUGGCGUUGCCCGCAGAAGAGCAAAGGGAAUAUAGUUCCACCAUUGAAGCAGCUUCGACUUGACGCAUGGAUACAUAAAGUCUGAGUCUUUGAGUACUAGUCUUCACCAUUUCACCAAGAUUGUAUUGCAUUUUUCCCCCUCUCUUCUGUACUCCUCCACAUGUUAAUAUGUAUGUUGAGCUAACCAAAAGUAACCCGAACCAGAUCAGACGCAUUUAACCGGAAUUGAGAAUGAGCAUAGAUUUGGUACCGGUUAUGUCCCGGUACAGUAAUUAUGUAUUGUUUCAAAGACUAUGAUCUGAUGAAUCAUCACUGAGGAGGAUGAUAAGAAGCAAAUUAGUACUGAUCAAUUAAUUAA
Molecule: messenger RNA, 1728 nt
Organism: Capsella rubella
Lineage: Eukaryota; Viridiplantae; Streptophyta; Magnoliopsida; Brassicales; Brassicaceae
Exons: 8
Coding region: 49-1455 (468 amino acids)
Source: RefSeq, a predicted model, not a curated record